Capronia epimyces CBS 606.96 is the source of this 1542-nucleotide messenger RNA. RefSeq lists its product as uncharacterized. Gene Ontology annotation, molecular function: monooxygenase activity; oxidoreductase activity, acting on paired donors, with incorporation or reduction of molecular oxygen. Lineage: Eukaryota; Fungi; Ascomycota; Eurotiomycetes; Chaetothyriales; Herpotrichiellaceae. The transcript is spliced from 7 exons. The coding region runs from base 1 to 1542 and encodes 513 amino acids. The record is from RefSeq and is a predicted model, not a curated record.
AUGGCUCCUGUAGCAGAUGCCAGUCUCUACUCUAACCAGGGAGAGUAUAAACAGCCCGAACGAACCCAAGCACAAUAUGGCUACACUAGCGACGGCAAGAAGAAAAGGAUCCUGCUCAAUGCCUUUGACAUGAAUGGGUUGGGACACGUCAGUCCAGGUCAAUGGCAGAAUCCGAACGACAAAUCAAUCACCAAGAAUCGCUUGAAUUACUGGAUCAAUCUUGCCAAGUUGCUGGAGAAGGGCAAAUUCAAUGCUCUCUUCCUAGCUGACAAUUUCGGGACCCAUGACAUCUAUAAAGGAUCACACGAGCCAGCGAUCCGGUCGGCGACACAAUGGCCGCUUUAUGAUCCGUUUACGAUCAUUUCUGCCAUGGCUGCUGUCACCGAGAGUCUCGCCUUUGGUGUUACUUCCUGCACCACGUUCGAGCCGCCUUUCAUUCUGGCCAAAAGAUUCUCCACUCUAGACCAUCUCACCAAUGGUCGGAUUGCAUGGAACGUUGUGACUUCCUGGUCUAAUACAUCAGCACGGGCAAUGGGCCUUGGGGAACUGCCGGAGCAUGAGACGCGGUAUGCGAUUGCCGAAGAAUAUCUGAAUCUUGUCUACAAACUCUGGGAGGGCUCAUGGGCCGACGACGCUGUGAUUCGGGAUGCCUCAAUCUCGACGUAUGCCGACCCGGCGAAAGUGCGGAAAAUCGAACAUAAAGGCAAAUACUUCAAGUGCUCCAGUGCACACCAGGUCGAUCCCAGUCCUCAACGGACGCCCGUCAUCUUUCAAGCAGGCAUGUCUUCUACCGGGUCAGCAUUUGCCGCCAAACAUGCCGAAUGUGUCUUCCUCGGGGGGCGGAGUGCGGCUUUCGUGGGCGAGAAAGUUCGCAAGACAAGGGCGCUGGCGGCCAAGCAGGGGCGAGAUCCAUAUUCGUUGAAGUUCUUCACUCAAUUCACUGCAGUGCUGGGCGAGACGCAAGAAGAGGCUGAAGCCAAGUACAACGAUUACCUCAAGUAUGCUCUUCCCGAAGGUGGGCUCGCGCUCUUUGGCGGCACGUCCAGCGUCGACGUCAGCAAAUUCCCAUGGGACGAGGAGUUUCCCACCGACCCGAAACACCCUCUGCUCCAAGGCCUCACCCAGCCGCAGGUGGAGAGACUGCUCAACAAGCCGACCGGCUAUACCUCGUGGACUCCGCGGCUGCUGAGCGAGUAUUCUGCCGUCGGCGGCAGCGGGAACGUGAGUGUCGGAACGGCCCAGAAAGUCGCCGAUGAUCUGGAACGCUUCAUCCUGGAGGCCGACGUCGACGGCUUCAACAUCGGUCAUAUUGUCGUGCCGCAGGCCUGGGAAGAUGUCAUCACCUACCUGAUCCCCGAGCUGGAUCGGAGGGGCUGGCUGGGUUCCAACGACUAUGCCGUGCCCGGUGGAACCGCUAGGGAGAACCUCUAUGCUGCUCCCGGUCAAUCCAGGCUGCAUCCUACUCAUCCUGGAAGCCGAUACAAGUUUGACGCCUACCCCGACGAACCCCAAGAGGAGGUGGCUUUUGUCGGAGUCAAAUGA